UCCGCGACAUCGCGCGAGUUCCGACCCCCCUGCUCCGAUUCACCUCGUCGGCCAACGGCCAUGCUACAUUACAGUUACAGUUAUAGCACGCCGCAGCCCUCCCCGCCGAUGUCACCGCUCGUAGCCCCGGCGACGCCCCGUACCCCGGGCGCGCCGGCCUCAGACGCGUCGCCGCUGCCCACGAUCACGCUCACGGCGCCGCCGUCCAACAAGCGGAGGCGCCGCGGCGGGGCCGCGCGCUCCUCCCUGCGCGCCAUCCGCGCCGUGCGCGCGCUGUUCCGGUCCCUCCCGAUCCUCGCGCCGGCGUGCCGCUUCCCGGGCGUCAUCCCGCGGCACGGCGGCGGCGGCGGCGGGCCGAGGGGACACGGUGGCCACAUCGGCGGCGCGUGCCGUACGACGGGGACGCUGUUCGGGCACCGCAGGGCGCGGGUGACGCUGGCGGUGCAGGAGACGCCCGGGAGCGUGCCCGUGCUGCUGCUGGAGCUCGCCAUGCAGACCGGGAGGUUCAUGCAGGAGAUGGGCGCCGAGCACCUGCGCGUCGCGCUCGAGUGCGAGAAGAAGCCGCCGCCAGGCGCCGGACGCACCAGGCUGCUCCACGAGCCGCUGUGGACGGCCUACGUCAACGGCCGCAAGAUUGGGUACGCCGUGCGCCGGGAGCCCACGGAGGACGACCUCACGGUCCUGCAGCUCCUGCGCACGGUGUCGGCGGGCGCCGGCGUGCUGCCGGCCGACGCCGUAGGCGCCCCCGAGGGGCAGGACGCCGGCGACCUGGCGUACAUGCGCGCGCACUUCGAUCGCGUCGUGGGGUCCAGGGAUUCCGAGUCCUUCUACAUGCUCAACCCUGACGGCAACCACGGGCCGGAGCUUAGCAUCUUCUUCAUCAGGAUAUGACAAUUGUGACACUGGCUUUUACAUUUUGGAGUUCCUAUGGUUGAGAUUAGUGAGCACAAGAUAGUUUUAUAUACUCCUAUAAUAUAAGCAGGUAAAUUUGCUCCACGGGCCGCUCGAUGCUCUGUUUCUUUGCGUCUGAAACCAAAUACUCCAGUGCUGUGUUGACCUACCUAUUAAAGUCAAAUCAAUUCUGCUCGAAAACAGAAAAUGUUCA
Zea mays is the source of this 1105-nucleotide messenger RNA. RefSeq names its product protein MIZU-KUSSEI 1. The coding region runs from base 61 to 891 and encodes 276 amino acids. Gene Ontology annotation, biological process: hydrotropism. The record is from RefSeq and is a predicted model, not a curated record. NCBI's taxonomy places the organism in Eukaryota, Viridiplantae, Streptophyta, Magnoliopsida, Poales, Poaceae. The transcript has a single exon.